This is a messenger RNA of Aspergillus thermomutatus, 1017 nucleotides long. Its product is annotated as putative transcription factor. Lineage: Eukaryota; Fungi; Ascomycota; Eurotiomycetes; Eurotiales; Aspergillaceae. Gene Ontology annotation, cellular component: nucleus. The transcript is spliced from 3 exons. Bases 1 to 1017 code for a protein of 338 amino acids. The record is from RefSeq and is a predicted model, not a curated record.
AUGAGUGAUAUUCUCAUCUCCAACCAGAUGGGCAUGCCGCGGAUGAUUUCUGACUGGCAGUACGAUACUGCGGAGCCGCGGAAUCUCAAUGAUGCAGAUUUCGACGAGAAUACCGCAGAGUUGCCUCAACCGCGACCCGAAAAUGAGCACAGACGGCCCUGGGUAUCAUCGCGCGUAGGCCCCUGCAGCUACGCAGAAGUCAUGCAAGUAGAUGGUCUAUUACACAAAGCAGCUGCAAGCAUUCCGCCGCCCCUGCAGAUGAAGCCCAUGGCAGCUAGUGUAACAGAUUCUCCCCAGGUCAUUCUGGCCCGGCUAUUCAUCAGGCAUAUGUUCUAUAAAGGACAGGUCAUGCUACACCGGCGAUUUCUUUACAUGCGGUCCCCAUCUCAGAAUGAUGAUGUUUUCGACUAUUCCCGGAAGGCUUGCCUCGACGCCUCGCUGGAAACUCUUGCGAUUCAGCACAUACUCGACGAGGAAACCUGUCCCGGAGGCCAGCUUCAUACGAUGCGCUGGCGAGUCACCUCCAUAAUGAACCACCAAUUUCUCACGGCCACUAUGAUCCUGUCCUCGUUAUUGUAUCACGGGCGGACGCUACAGCGGGAAGAUGAGAUUCGCGGUGCGCUGCAGGGAGCGAGGACAGUAUGGAUGCGCAGGAUCUCGACUUCUAAAGAGGCGAAGAAGGCCGCUGAAACGAGCAAUAUCGUGCUUUCCAGAACUGGAAAACGCCGGGAAGGGGAUUGUCGGCCUAACGAAGACGCCAGCAGAGAGGCUGGGGGUUUAAGCUCCCAAAUGAAUCCUCCGAUUACGCAAGACGCACUUUUUGGCAUUAGUGUUGAUGGAGAAAAGGGGCUAACAGAUAGCAUCAGUUUCUAUGAGCCUGACCCAUUCAUCAUGCCCGAUUUCCUGGGUAAUUUCCUGCCACCUGAUCUGCAGGGUCAGGAUUUGAGCUUUAGCGUUAAUAGUCCUAGGCUCUUUUUGGACGAACUGAUGCCUACGAACUGGCCCGGAUCGGGCUGA